CCGCCGCGAAUACAUGUCACUACGGCUGCUACAAGCCGGCCGCACGCGCGCGUUUCGAACGUAGUGCACGAUACACCGCGACCGGUUCCCGAAGCCGAUGAGCGCGACCAGUGACACCUCUUAAGUCUAGUGUUGUGUGACUUGCAGUGAAACUCAGUGCAGACAUGUGCGUGUGAUGGAUUACUCUUCCACCGUCGAUUGCUGACGGGCUUCGGAUCCCGUAUAUGCUCAGGCGCCGGUAGUGGACGCGCCAAUAUGCGCGCCCCCACGGUGCUGAUCGCCCUGCUAGGGUUUCUGCCCCAGGUGCUGACGUCUGGUUCCUUCGAACUUAGGAUAAAAAGUUUUACGAACUCAUUGGGUAGGUUAAAUAGUGGGCAGUGCUGUGAUGGUUCCUCAAGUAGUGACGCGCCUUGUUUGGCGCCGUGCAGGACUAAAUUCCGAGUGUGCCUCAAAAUAUAUCAAGCUAACAUCGACACGACAUCACCGUGUACAUUCGGUGACAUCACUACUCCGGUACUCGGAGGAAACUCAUUGGAUGUGCCGAAUCUUAACGUGGAAGGAUUCACUAACCCCAUCGUCUUCCCGUUCGACUUCACGUGGCCGGGAACCUUCUCGCUUAUAGUCGAAGCGUGGCACGAUACGAACGAGACGUCGAGAUCUGACGAUUCACUCAUUGCGCGGAUGACAAAGCAGAGCAUAGCUGACGUUGGAGGGCCAUGGAUAGAGGAGGAACAGCGGUGGGGCAAUGUAGGCGGAGCACAUCUAAAACUAUCCUACCGGGUUACUUGUGCGGCGCACUACUACGGACCAGGGUGUGAAGUUCUCUGCAGACCAAGAGACGAUGCCUUUGGACACUACACCUGUUCUCCUUCUGGUGAAAUCGUUUGCAAGACCGGAUGGACCGGGGAUUACUGCUCGAAACCGAGAUGCCUGCCCGGCUGCGAUGCGGAGCACGGCCACUGCCUCAAGCCCGACGAAUGCAUUUGUCAUUCGGGCUGGGUGGGCGAGCUCUGCGACCAGUGCGAGCGGCAUCCGGGAUGCGUGCACGGUACCUGUUCUAAGCCGUGGGACUGCAUAUGCGAGGAAGGCUGGGGUGGUCUAUUCUGUAACCAAGAUCUAAAUUACUGUACGAAUCAUCGACCCUGUAGAAACGGUGGUACUUGCCACAACACCGGGCAAGGGAGUUACACCUGUGUCUGUCCACCUGAGUACACGGGUCCCGAUUGCGAAAAAUCACUCCACUCCUGCUUAGUCCGACCUUGUCAAAAUGGAGGCGCCUGCGUUCCAGACGAGAGCGGAGAAUUAUCUUGCGCUUGUCCAUCAGGCUACGAAGGAGCUCGCUGCGAAACGAGAAGACUGACUUGCGCAGACCAACCUUGUCGAAACGGUGGCACAUGUGAACCACGACCCUCCGGCUUUGUAUGUUUGUGUCCUCCGGGCUAUGCGGGAGUCGAUUGCGCUGUCGAAGCUGACCCCUGCGCUGCUAAUCCCUGCCGAAAUGGAGCAACUUGCGCACGUGCCGGAGAUGGCUUUCGGUGCAGCUGUAAACCAGGUUUUAGGGGAAACCGAUGCGAAAUCGACAUCGACGACUGCGCGGGUAUAAUUUGCGAACACGGAGGAACCUGCGUGGAUUUAGUGAACGGACAGAGAUGUCAAUGUGCGCCUGGAUUCCUAGGUCCGAGGUGCGAAACUCGCGUGGACUUCUGCCUAGCGAAACCCUGCGCGAACGGAGGGGAGUGUCACGUUUUGGACAACGACUAUGAGUGCCGUUGUCGACCUGGUUUCGCAGGAAAGGACUGCAGCAUCGACGUCGACGAGUGCGCCUCCUCCCCCUGCAGGAACGGCGGAACUUGCCGAGAUCGUGUCGACGGCUACCAUUGCAACUGUCCACAAGGCUGGGGAGGAAAGUCUUGCACAGUAUCAUUAGCCGAUUUCGCGGCCUCGAAACCGGCGGGCGGACACCUGAGACGAGUCGGCGACGAAACGCCCGAAGAGGAGAGCUUGUCGGGGCGACACGUGGCGCUGAUCGCGGCGCUGUCGGCCGUGGUGCCGGCGGCAGCACUAGCGGCCGCCGUGGCCGUCGCGUGCGUGCGGAGGAGGAGGAAGCGAGCGCAGAACGCCGCGGACGCAGAGGCGAGAGCGCAGAACGCGGCCAACGCGGGCGGCGGCGGGCGCGUCAUCCGGAACACGUGGGGCAAGUGCGAGGGGCCCGUGCCCGAGUGCCAGAACGCGCACAACGCGGCGGCCGAGGAGUGCAAGCGCAAGACGCUCAACACGGAGAGCGCCGCGCGGCUGCUGGCGGCGCUGGACCCGCGGCUGUCGCGGCUCUCCGCGGACUCGGCGUAUUGCGCUAAUAGCGAUACGUCACUAGUGAAGCGAGCGCUAGAAGGCGGAGGGGUGUACGUGUUAGACGACCACUGCCUGCCGCCCACGUUCGCCACGCAAGUGUAGUGCUAACCAAUGCGGCAAUGAACAUUAACUUAUUUAUUCACAUCGGACGCUCGUGCGAACUAGGCUGUGCGCCGCGUGUACAUAUAGCGUAAAGUGUAAAGUGACUCCUGUAUAGACGGCUAGUUGUAAGUAUUCGGAUAUAUUUAUUUGAGCGCGAUCCGUACGCCCUGUAAAUAGUAUCGGCGGUUCGGAUCGCUAUUUCCACCCUUUAUCGGCAAGCGUCGCCCGAUACGCCGUAACCCUCGUAACGUUUCGAUGUCUAAGCUGUUCGUGGAUCGAGUUGGGUCGUGAUCAUCACGUGCGUGUUCGGUUGGGUGAGGACCGCGCUUGCUGUGGGGUAGUGGACCACGGUCCACUGUCUGCGAUCUCUGUAGGUAACGGUGAAGCGGCUCUCGCGGUCUCGGUCCGCCGCGUGGACCGCCCACAGGCUCCGUACUGAGCACCGGCUCCAAGCGCAGACUAAUCAAACACAUCGCAUGUUAACUAGCUGCUUUCGAACUAUUCGUUUAUUUUAUUUUGAUAUUUUUUUACAAUAUUUCCGUUUUUAAAUUAUUAUUACGAUCAUUAUGAAAAUAGAGCACAGUUUACAUGCGAGUUUUCAUCGUUAAUUAAUAUCCGUUUAUUCCGACAUUUAAUAUAAUGUAAUACUAUAAUAUAUUCUGUGCCAAUGAAUCUGUUGUCUCCGUGCGCACGAGUCGGUGUUCAGUAUAGUUUCUGUGUAGUUCACGCCCCUCUGUCCCCUUUUUUAGACUCGCACCAGUAUAUAAACCAAACCGUGCGUUAUAUAAGAUUUUAGAAUAAUUUAUAUAAAACGCAAAAUAUGCGUUCUGUUUUUACAUUGAUUUUUUGUGAUUGACUAAUUAUUGUCAUUGUUCCUAUGAUUAUGAUUGUUAAUUAAACAUUUAAAAAAAAAUCUUGUUCAGGUUUUCUUGAAAAUCGACAUAGAUUUUUACACCGAUUUCACAUGUUUCGUAUCUGGAAUGUAGAUUAAACGUUGUUCCUCGAUCCGAGCGCCAUUUUUUCCCCCUUCACGUCACAGCGUGGAGGUCGUAGAAAUCGCACUCGCAUCUCACAGUAAUUAACACAGCGCACGUAAUUAGUCCAUAGGUUAAAAUAAUUUGAGUACUUAUAAGAAACAAAUGUCCUAAGUAAGUAAUAACCUAAGUCAUUGUGUAUAAAAAAAACUAUUAAGGUUUAGUCAAGUAAGUAUAUUCUCCAUUACUAUCGUAAGAGUACUGUGACAAUAUAAGUGUCAUUAGGCAACAUAGGACGCGAUAUCACAGGUUGUUUUAACUUAUUUAUUUUAAUACAUACAUACGAGUUGUUUAUGUAUCGUUCACGACCCCUCGCAUAUUCGUGUAAUGAAUGUGCGAGCGGCCGUCGACGGUUCGUCUGUGAAAUAAUUUAUGUUAAAUUACCGUCUUAGUAAACGUAUUGUAGAUAUUAUUCUAUAAGUAAUAGACGUUACCUCUUAUGUUGCCUUUUGUACUCGAUAGAUUUAAUGAGGGUUAAAUCGACAAAAUUGUAAAAUUAUAUCAAACUAUGAAUAGACUGAUGAUCAAUAAUAAUGUUCUUGUAUUUAAUUUUGUAAGAUGACAAAAUGUAAUAAUAAAUUAUGUGAAAAUAGGAAACAUUACGAAAAAGUAACAUUGUCAUAUCUAGCGUACUUAAACGGUAUCACAGUUGAUGUACUUUCAUUUUUCUUUUUGAUUUUUUUUUUUAAUUUUUAAUUAUAUACGCCUUAAUAAUACGUUCCGAAACAAUAAAAUGACAGUAUUUUUAAUUUAUUUAUUAAAAAUAUAAUUGCUAUUAUUGUUUAUUACUUUCUCUAUAAAUGAAAAAUCAUUGUUUAUUUUUUGAACACAGUUUACAAUUGACUGAAGCUAAAUUGUCUUCUUGGUUUAAUUUUGGACACUAUGAGAAUCAUGUAUGCAUUUAUAGUUAAGUGUGAGUAUACUGAAAGCCAAUUAAUUCGAAUCAUUCCAUUCCUAAUAAGUGAACUUACCUUUUAAAAAAAAAAACUUGCUAUUUUUCUAUUUUUAUUUUGCAUGCUAAUAAAGUGAUUAUCUUGAUUACUCGUAUGUAUUUUCUUCGUUAAAAAUGACAUAAAUAUAGUUAAUUUUCUUUCUUAUGUACUUUUAGUAUAUUCACAAUUCUUUUCUCAGUUAAAAGAAAAAUGAAAGCAAUCGUAUGUGGACAAGUGUAACAAAUAAUUCCAUAGAUAGAUCCUAUCACAAUUAAAGUCAUUGUAAUGCUAUUUCGGUGAUAUAUUUGUCAGCGAGUGUAUGUGACGUAUGUGUAUUAUUAUGUGCAGCGAUACAAGGAGAAAUAAAAUGUUAAUAAACAAUUGUUUACAAAAGAUUAAAAA
Messenger RNA from Nymphalis io (European peacock), 4819 nucleotides. It is a transcript of the gene Delta, whose product is annotated as neurogenic locus protein delta. The transcript has 7 exons. Gene Ontology annotation, molecular function: calcium ion binding. Gene Ontology annotation, biological process: establishment or maintenance of epithelial cell apical/basal polarity; multicellular organism development; heterophilic cell-cell adhesion. Lineage: Eukaryota; Metazoa; Arthropoda; Insecta; Lepidoptera; Nymphalidae. The record is from RefSeq and is a predicted model, not a curated record. Bases 256 to 2451 code for a protein of 731 amino acids. Gene Ontology annotation, cellular component: plasma membrane; protein-containing complex.